Fundulus heteroclitus (mummichog) is the source of this 2004-nucleotide messenger RNA. Its product is annotated as obscurin-like. NCBI's taxonomy places the organism in Eukaryota, Metazoa, Chordata, Actinopteri, Cyprinodontiformes, Fundulidae. The record is from RefSeq and is a predicted model, not a curated record. Gene Ontology annotation, biological process: cell surface receptor signaling pathway. Gene Ontology annotation, molecular function: transmembrane signaling receptor activity. The transcript has 11 exons. The coding region runs from base 1 to 1830 and encodes 609 amino acids.
AUGUCGGACCAUGCAGACAUGGACGUCUGGAAGCUGGUGGUGCAGGUGCAGUCAUUUUGGAGGCUGGUGAUCCAGGUGCAGGAACCUUGGAGGCUGGCAGCUCAAUUGCAGGAACCUUCUAAAAAACCCAGAGCCUCACUGUCAGCAGAGGAAACAAUCUUACCAGCAGGGGGCAGUGUAGCACUACGAUGCUCUGUGUUCAGAUCUGCUGGCUGGAAGUUUGACUGGUUCAGACAGGAGUCAGUGUCUUCUCCAGCUCAGCUCAUCAGAACCAAUGAACCAGAUGGAGUCCUCAGAGUCUCAGAGGGAGGUGUGUACAGCUGCAGAGGAGGAAGAGGAGAUCCAGCUUUCUACACUGAAACCAGCACAGAGGUCUCCAUUCAGGAAACUGUUUCCAAUAAACCUACUCUGACCCUGCAACCCAACUGGUCUGAGAUAUUCAGAGGAGAGACAGUCACUCUGAGAUGUGAGAUCCAGGGAGGUGGAGGAGCUCAGUGGACGUAUGAAUGGAGACCAACCAGAAACUCUCCAUCAUCCAGUGAAUACAGGAUCACCCCAGCUGACAGCAGCAGAUACAGCUGCAGAGGAACAGGAAACUAUCUGUUAACACAAUGGAGCGAAUAUCUCUCAUUAACUGUUUCCGAUAAACCCAGAGCCACGUUGACACCAGUAAGAACAGUCCUACCAGCAGGGGGCAGUGUAGCACUGAUCUGCUCUGUGUCCAGAUCUGUUGGCUGGAAGUUUGACUGGUUCAGACAGGAGUCAGUGUCUUCUCCAGCUCAGCUCAUCAGAACCAAUGAACCAGAUGGAGUCCUCAGAGUCUCAGAGGGAGGUGUGUACAGCUGCAGAGGAGGAAGAGGAGAUCCAACUUUCUACACUGAAACCAGCAAAGAGGUCUCCAUUCAGGAAACUGAUCAACCUGUACCUGUCCUCUCUGUAUCUCCAUCAUGGCUGAGUCCUGGAGCCUCAGUGACUUUGAGCUGUGAGGUUAAACCUUCGUCUGCAGGAUGGAGGUUCUUCUGGUAUAAAGCUGUCCCUGAAUCAUCAGAUAGAUCCUACAGCUUGGAGCUGCUGCCUAACAUCCCUAACAGGACUGAACAGAACUCCUACAUCGUUCAUGGACAAACUCACACAGCAGGAUAUGUGUGCAGAGCAGGAAGCGGAAAACCUGUGAAUUAUACGGGUUACAGUGAACCAAAGUUUGUCUGGUCUGCAGAUCCUCAUCCAGCAGCAUCUCUCUCAGUGAGUCCUGACAGAGUCCAACACUUCAGCUCUGACUCUGUGUCUCUGAGCUGUGAGGGAAACUCUACUGAGUGGAGAGUGAGGAGGUUUACAGAAACAGGCCGACUGUCAGACUGCUCCUCCUGGGGAAACCUGCAUAAAUCUACAUGUACCAUCAACCUAUACCAGAAUCAGAGUGGAGUGUACUGGUGUGAGUUUGGAUCAGGAGAGUUUAGCAAAGCUGUUAACAUCACUGAAUGGGCAGCUCUGCCCAGUCCUGUCAACGCUUCAUGUCCUGUUAUUGUUGGACUAGUUAUUGGAGUCAUUAUCAUUAUUCUCCUGCUCUGGUUGUGGCGCUACAAAUUAUCCAAAGAUUUAAGGUGUAUCAGACUAAUUCGAUCAGAGAGCAACAAUCAAACCCCAGCCACCAAUCACGGAGGAAGCCAGACUGAUAGUCACAUUUACAGCUCCCUACUUCAUGGUGACACUUCCCUCUAUGAGACAAUCCAAUCCCGCAGAAGUGACACUUCACUCUAUGAGACAAUCCAACCCCACAGAACCUCUGGAAAUGGAAAGGGGAGUCCUGCAGCAACAGAUGCAGCAGAGUAGGCUGGAUGCUGUCAUUGUUUAUUCUGCUGUAUAUUGCAUGAAAUAAAAGAUGUUAUCUUGGAUAAUCCCUCAUUCUUCUAUGCUCUGAUUACAAGUCUUUUAAUAUAAAUGGAUUUUAGAUAUCAGACGUGCCACUUUAGUUUUUGUUGUAGCAGUGCACAUGGUGUGUUUAUU